UUAAGGUCCAUCUUGCCAUGUUAUAUAGUAGGUCCGUGUGGUGUACACAUUAGAGAGGAAAGAGAUCCAGAGAGGAAACCAACACAUCUGGAUUUAUUUUCUCAGAAAUCUGUCUUUAAAAGCCCACCAAAUGGAGCCAGAAAACCCAGUACCUACAUCUUCCAUCUCGCUGUUCAAUUUUACUAAUAAUAGCGAUUGCCCUGAUUCAGAAGCAUGGGAUUGGCUGUACACCAUGCAGCCAGUGUACAUGUUUGUUAUCUGUGUGUUAGGAAUAAUGGGAAAUGUGUUUGUCCUGUUGGUCUUUUGCCUACAUAAGAAAGCUUGCACAGUGGCAGAGAUAUACCUGGGAAACCUGGCAGCAGCAGACCUCCUCCUGAUGUUUUCCCUGCCAUUCUGGGCCCUCAAUGUGGCCAAUAGCUUCGAGUGGCAGUUUGGCUCCGUGAUGUGCCGGCUGGUCAACAUGUGCGCCAGUAUGAACAUGUACUGCAGCAUCUACUUCCUGGUACUGGUGAGCGCUGACCGCUAUGUGGCUCUGGUGCAUACAUUGUCCCAUGGCCACAUACGGCGACCCUGGUAUGCCAAGCUCAGCUGCUUAGCUGUGUGGAGUCUGGGAGUCCUCCUCAGCAUCCCAACCCUCAACUUCAGGACAGUGAAGCACAUGUCAGAGUACAGGGUCUCUGCCUGCAUUCUGAACUAUCCCAGUCGCGUAGUGGAGCUGGCCUGCGACAUUCUGCUCAUCGUGCUGGGCUUCAUCAUCCCUGUGUCUGUCAUCUCUUAUUGCACGUGGAAGAUCAUACGUGCACUGCAGGGGCAGGUGACGGACAGGUUCAAUGCAGUAAACACAGAAAAGAAGGCCACAGUGCUGGUGCUGGCUGUUCUUUUGGCCUUCUUGGUGUGCUGGGUUCCUUUCCACCUGAUAACUCUGCUAGAUAUCCUGUUACGACUCAAGGUACUCGGUGGAUGUGUGCUCCACAAUGUUCUGGACAUCUGUAACCAGAUAUUCACCUACUUGGCAUUAAGCAAUAGUGUGCUCAAUCCCAUUCUCUAUGUAAUAGUUGGGAAAAACUUCAGAAAAAAAGUGAAAGAAAUUUUUGAGCAAAUUUGCCACCAAAAGAAUAUAUUUAGUGGUUUUACACAAUCACAAACAUCAUCAACUCUAAAAACAUUUACAUGAUAAAAGAUUACACUGAGGACAUGCUAUAAAAGUUAUUAAACACAGGUAAUACAAGGCUUUGCUCAUAUAGUUGGUCAUGUUCUAUUAUGCUGAAUAAGAUUUUAUACAUGCUGUUAGGACAUAAAAUCCAUGACUGUCAGUGUUUACACAAUGUAAUAUAUUAAAAUAUACAUUCUCAGAAUUAUUAAUGUUCAGUAGCUAUUAUUAUUUUGUAAAUACAGAGGUUCAGAAAUAAAUAAUACUAUCCAAU
Molecule: messenger RNA, 1424 nt
Organism: Electrophorus electricus (electric eel)
Lineage: Eukaryota; Metazoa; Chordata; Actinopteri; Gymnotiformes; Gymnotidae
Source: RefSeq, a predicted model, not a curated record